CCCUCUCUGUUACUCUCACAUCACCUGUAUGUGUUUAUGGCAGCUAUCGCCGUCGAAGAUUAUGACAAUAUUUCUCAGGAAAAGCAAGACCUACUCUUACACAAUCCGCCAUCCAAAACGAAUGCGAAAUGUACUGAAUGUGGCAAGCACUGUGCUAAUAAGAGAGUCCUGCUCCGUCAUUAUAAAGAAGUUCACAAAGUUACUAAGUACAAGUGUCCAGUAUGUGGAAAUUUUGAGAAAUCCGCUGGGCAAAUGGCUGGUCAUCAAAGGUUUUAUGAUCAUAAGUACUGAUACCAGAGGUCUUUCUGCUGGAUUUUUUUCCUUGUCGUUUAAGUUGAGUCAGUAUAUGGUGGAUCCGGGAAUAUGCCUAGGAACUUGUGUUUGGAAGAGAAGAGAUCUUGAUAAAGCUAAAAGUUGCUUAAACUGUGGCCUUGAACAGACAUACUAGGAGUCGCAUGUCUCACUGCCUAUUUUCUGACGGGAUGUUGGGACAUUAAUAUGCUUCUGCAGUCACUAAAAGGAUACAAGAAUGCUAAGAAAGAUGAAAGGAUGAGGAUCAGUUCUCAUAUGUGUUACAACUGCGUGAUGACAUACAAGUAUUUUGAGGACUAUGAGACGGCCCUUGCUGGAUUUGAAGCUGCUGAAUUAAUGGAUCCUGGUCAUAAUGCUCUAGAGCAAGCAUUUAAUCUGUAUGAGAUUCUUGAGGGAAUAAACUCUUUCCUUCAGGAUCUGAAUGGGGCUAAGCUGCAUGGUUCUCCUACAUCAUCGCUUCCUGCUGUUGAAUCACUAGCAUCAUCACUUGCUUCUGUUGAUUUGAAUCCUACAUAUGAGAAAGCUACUUUGGACCGCCUAACUGAAGGUCCUAAUCUAAGAAAAGCAGUCACAGGAAAAGUUCUGUUUUCGCUUAAGAAUCUGAGUGAAAAUCCAAUAUACUAUGUUGUCUGCGAUUCUGACCGCACAUGUUUUGUGAUUACUGUUUAUGGCGUAUGCAGCACUGCAAUCAAAGAAGAAGAUCAGGCCACACUAUUGGAUCCUUUCUACCAUAUCUUUGAUUUUAAAUCUGAGAGGAAAGGUAACCUUCAAUUAUUUGAAUCUCUGUUUCUUGUGCAGCCAUUGCUACUCUGGUUCUUCUUUACUUCCAUACAUCUCAAAUAUUUUCUCUAAUUUGGAAGUUAUACAUAAGCUGCUACAACCUGCUUUUAUUGGUUUGUAUUUCUACUAGUAAGGGAUGCGCUGG
This is a messenger RNA of Nicotiana attenuata, 1237 nucleotides long. Its product is annotated as tetratricopeptide repeat protein 5-like. Gene Ontology annotation, molecular function: protein binding. The transcript is spliced from 10 exons. Bases 499 to 1164 code for a protein of 221 amino acids. The record is from RefSeq and is a predicted model, not a curated record. NCBI's taxonomy places the organism in Eukaryota, Viridiplantae, Streptophyta, Magnoliopsida, Solanales, Solanaceae.